Elephantulus edwardii (Cape elephant shrew) is the source of this 729-nucleotide messenger RNA. RefSeq names its product tetraspanin 8 (gene TSPAN8). NCBI's taxonomy places the organism in Eukaryota, Metazoa, Chordata, Mammalia, Macroscelidea, Macroscelididae. The transcript is spliced from 8 exons. Gene Ontology annotation, cellular component: membrane. The record is from RefSeq and is a predicted model, not a curated record. The coding region runs from base 1 to 729 and encodes 242 amino acids.
AUGGAAGAUGGGGUAUGUGGAAUUUUGUUCCUGGGAAUAGCAAUUUGGGUCCGAGUAAACCAAGAUAGUAAUGAGAUUUUAAGCCAUGGGGAUUUCCAUAUUCAAUCUCAUGGUCCUGCAAAUCUCUUGAUAGCUGUGGGUGCCAUUAUCAUGGUCCUGGGUUUCCUGGGAUGCUGUGGUGCCAUAAAAGAAAGCCGCUGCUUGCUCAUUGUGUUUUUUGCAGGAUUGUUUCUUAUCCUGAUCUUGCAGCUGGCAGCAGGUGGCCUUGGAGUUGCUUCAAAACCUAAGUUUGAAAGUAUCAUGAAUGUAACACUUCAUGAAGCGGUGAAGCUGAUGAAUGGAACAAAUGAUAAUGCAUUAAAAGUCCAGAGAGCUGUAGAUAAAUUGCAAAAAGAGUUUAAAUGCUGUGGCUUGAUAGAUGGAGCUGCUGAUUGGGGAAAUAAUUUAAAAAAAUACCUUGAUUCAUGUAAAUGUAAAGAUACACCAGCUACACCUUGUAAAGAGUUUGACGGAGAAUCUGUUUAUACAAAGACAUGUGCCUCCUAUUUACGAGAACUAAUUGAAAAGUAUCUUACUAUAAUUAUUGGAGUAGCAUUUGGACUGAUAAUUAUUGAGGUGAUAAAAAGGAAGCUUGGGAAGUUAGGUAACCUGCCCAGAGUUACUCAGUUGACUCUCAAACUGAACUGGAUUUCAGACUUCGGCAGUUCCCUUCCAAGUCCUGGGUGUUAA